AUGGGCGCCGUGGCUGAAACGUUUAAAGGCUACCAGUACUAUGAGUUUGCAAUGCUUAAGGAUCUCGCUUCUGAAAGUCGGCGUCUUGCAGCCUCUACGGCCGCUAAGUGUGACCGGCAGUUGGCAUCUGAAGCCACAGCACCUCUGAGCGAUGAGGAUGAGGUUGGACCAAACACCGACAAUCCAUCAGGUCCUCAACGGCAGAUUGAUUCAGAAAAUAAUCGCGAAGCGGCCUCGAAAAAGUGA
Protopolystoma xenopodis is the source of this 246-nucleotide messenger RNA. NCBI's taxonomy places the organism in Eukaryota, Metazoa, Platyhelminthes, Monogenea, Polystomatidea, Polystomatidae. The record is from the annotation of a GenBank genome assembly.